Messenger RNA from Adineta steineri, 542 nucleotides. Lineage: Eukaryota; Metazoa; Rotifera; Eurotatoria; Adinetida; Adinetidae. The record is from the annotation of a GenBank genome assembly.
AUGGAUUCUGCAAUAAGUAAAUAUUGUACAGCAAUAUGUGAUCAAAAACAACAACUUUCAGCUGAAGAACUACAAUCUUUAUUUAAUUUAAUUGUGGUUGAAUUAAAUAAUAAUAAUCAUCAUUCGAUAAUUGAUGAGUAUAUUCAAAUAAUUGAUGCAUUAAAAAAUAUUUAUAGUUUAACAUUAAUUGAUCCAUCAAUUGUUAAUAAUGAACUUUUUCAUUUGCUACGAAAUUAUUUAACUGAUAUAUUAAAUAAGUGGUCCAGUGAUAUUGUUUUAACCGACAAAGAUGAAUAUUUAUUUCAAGAAAUUGUUGAACUCUUUUCUAAAAUGAUAAAACAUAUAAAAACCACAAAUCAAGUUCUAACAUCAACAUUUCAAAUGUGGUUUUUAAAUGAAUUAUUUUUUAAAGCAAUAGCUUCGUUAUUAGAAGAUAUAUCCAUAAAUUCUUCUAAAUAUUCAACUCAAAAUCAAAAUAUGGAAAGUUUAAGUACCCUCAUUCAAUCAAUUCGAUUUUUUCAAAGUGGUUUCGAUUGUAUUAG